Molecule: messenger RNA, 1992 nt
Organism: Cavenderia fasciculata
Lineage: Eukaryota; Evosea; Eumycetozoa; Acytosteliales; Cavenderiaceae
Exons: 4
Coding region: 1-1992 (663 amino acids)
Source: RefSeq, a predicted model, not a curated record
AUGUAUAAAUUAUUAUUAUUGACAGCAGUCUUUUUAUUGGUCUGUUGUACUAGUAAUGCAGCUGCUCAAUCACCAUCGUAUAAUCUUUCAAGUUUAUCACAAUACAACAAUGAAAUCCAUGCAAAUGGAUACUUUGGUACCAAUUCAUCAAUCGUCUCUAUAAAGAUUGAUCAAUAUUGGUGUUCACUUGUCAGUUUCAAUAGUACCAAUAUCGGAUGUAGCUUUGGAAGUACAGUGGGUUUAUUGGGCAACAGGACGAUCACUAUCAUAAUCGGUGAUGAUGCUGCUGCUGCUGCUGCUUUUUUGAGUGGUACAGUAGUCAUUGAUUAUUCAAUCACUAGGGUUGUCUACAAUAGCGAAGAAAACUCAAUCACAAUCGGUGGUGCUCUCAGCGGAACUGGUCAAGUUUAUAAUACAGCCAUCUACCUCUCCUCCUCCUCCUCCUCCUCCUCUGACACACACAAUCAAUUGAUCAACUGCACUAUGUAUUUUGUCAGCACAUCAGAGGUGAAAUGCAAUUUGAACGAGCACGUACCAUCAAAUAUUUAUACGGUCUACUUGGUCCUUGACGUCCUUACCACUUUAAACUCUACUGUCAAUAUCAUAGAAUCUGAUACUUUUGUUUUGAAUAAUAUAUCAUUAUUUAGUGAUACGAUGACUAUCAGUGCCGAUGGUCAAUUUGGAAGCAAUCGGUCAUUAGUUUCAGUGUGGAUUGAACAAUACACAGAGUGUCCACUCGUUAGUUUUAACAGUACCACUAUAAAAUGUAGUAUUGCCAAUAUUGGCGCGAUUUCAACUGGACCACUGGCUGUCACUAUCAAAAUUGGAGACAUUGCUCUAUUGAAUGGUACCGUCUUUUAUGCUCCUAUCGAUUAUUCAAUCUCUAGUAUCUACUACAACAACAUUCAAAGAUCAAUCAGAAUCAAUGGUAAUAAUCUUUCAUACAACAAUAGUAUUGAUGGCAUUAGGGUAUUACUCACGUACCGUCCAGGCCAAUACAUUGAUUGUCCCCUCACAUCUGCCAGCCCUUUACACAUUAAUUGCCAGUUUUCGAAUAACCAGAUUGUAACACCCCAAAGAACCUAUCAAGUUACCCUUACAGGUCCAAAUUACCAUUUAUUCUCUACUAUUUAUAUUUCAUCUGCCAAUGAACCAAACCAUUACUUUGGUUCUUUCCAUUCUGUUCCUAAUUCAUUGGGACUUGGAGUGAAUGGAUCUUUUGGUGAUAAUUCUGACAAUCUCAAUAUUACAAUGAAUUCUGGUAGUCGAUUGUUUGAUUGUCAAGUCAACCACUUUACAUCUACCUAUUUGAUAUGUACACUUGGAAGCAACUACCCAGUCAAUGGAGGAUACUACCAAGUCAAUGGUGAAUUUGCAGAUGGCAAUGGCACCAGCAACAGUUUAGUUAUCUAUUUUGAACCAAUCCCUUCCAAUUCAUCAUCAUCAUCAUCAAAUAAUGAUUCAUCAUCAUCAAAUAAUGAUUCAUCAUCAUCAAAUAAUGAUUCAUCAUCAUCAAAUAAUGAUUCAUCAUCAUCAUCAAAUAAUGGUUCAUCAUCAUCAAAUAAUGGUUCAUCAUCAAAUAAUGGUUCAUCAUCAAAUGAUUCAUCAUCAUCAGAUGUUACAUGUAAAUUGAGUCGAUCAGGUAAACUCAGGGUAGAGUAUCCAGGUGACGCUCCAAUCAACUGUACUUCAAAAGGUAUCAGUGAAUGUAAUGCUCCUGGUGGAUUCAAAUGUCUAGGCCUAUUGAGCUCAUCAUUGACCCAAUGUUUUGCUCCACAUGAAAUCGUUUGUCAAGCUUCAUCGAUUGUCUGUCGUGCUGGUGGUUUGUCUUGUUCCAUUGAAAAUGGCCAGUUGAGUAUCAGACCCGAUACAGCAGUAGUAGUUCCAGGUAGUAGCGACAAUUCACAAUCAAAUUCUAAUCAUGCCUCAUCAUCCACAUCAUUUUCUACAUUCCUUAUCAUCAUCAUCUUGAUCAUUUCCAUUUUAAUUUAA